This is a messenger RNA of Camponotus floridanus (Florida carpenter ant), 1635 nucleotides long. Its product is annotated as myb-like protein AA. Lineage: Eukaryota; Metazoa; Arthropoda; Insecta; Hymenoptera; Formicidae. The record is from RefSeq and is a predicted model, not a curated record. Bases 1 to 1635 code for a protein of 544 amino acids. The transcript has 2 exons.
AUGCCGGAGGGCACUCCAUUUCCUAGGCCAUUUGAUCUUUUACGACCAUCACCUUUUGUCUUCCGGCCAGCUGUCUUUAGAGUACCAAGCAUCGAUUCGAACUUUUUCGGACUAAAAGAACGUUGCUCAAUAAAUUCGCAGACUCCUUCGACUAAUAAUCGACUAGCAAUUACGGUCUGCCUAAUAAUCAGGCUCGAACGAAGGAUUUUAUUCUACUUGCUGUCGCCGACAAUUUUCGUCCAACUACAUGAAAUCAAGGAUCCUAACAACGAGCCAUUUCUACCGAUUCAUCCCGUCUAUCCCUACAGCCCUAAAUUAAUUAAACGAGGUACCAAGGCAGAGUCAACUUUACAAUUAACGCCGGAGGCGCCGAAAAUUGACGCCAAGGAUUCUUACAGUUCUAAUUAUAACAACAACCAGCAAAGAGACUUAUAUUAUCCUAAUUACGAUCCGUAUUCCAAAAGCAACUCCCCCGCAUCCGCUCAUCCCUCGCACAACAGUAAUGUGUAUCCUUACGUCAACUUACCCUAUGUCACCUAUCCUACACAAUACGCGGUGAAUCCUGCGUCGUAUCCAUCUCCGCCGUAUCCGAAUUAUUAUUAUCAGCCAUCCUAUUACUAUCCUCAUUAUUUUAAUCAGGCUUCCUAUUCGCCAACACCAUCGACAGGCAUCGGCUAUCAAGAAACAUCGCAAGACUCCGAGAUGGCCGAGAACGACAAGCAGAAUAAAAACAAGCAAAUUACACAACCGAACGAGAAUGAGACUCAAGAUGCAUCGACAAGCCAAUUUGUAGACGACGGAAACUACAUAUCUAACAAUUUGAGAGAUCUCGACGGGCAAUCUAGCACGUACAAGUUAACAAGUCCGUACAAUCAACUUGAUGCCCAAGCAAAGGACCCGCCGAUUUUCGUACCGAGGACGACGUACAGGCUAAUCAACGUGGUGGAACAGCCAGUCGGCCAAGAUUACUCGCUGCCUGCGCCGUAUGUCAAGGUUCAGCAGACGGAACAGCUGAAUUUAUUGCCGCAGAAGCAAGCCGGUCAGUCUUACGAAAACAAUAGAAACGUUUUAAACAGUGCCAAUGAUGGAUCAUACGCGAAUCAGGACGCUUAUACUCCAAAUACGCCAGCAUACAGGACUCUUUCAGGCGCAAAAACUAAAACUGGUGUAACUUUCAUGAUAAAUGUCGACGAUACCGCGAAAGUCAAUGGAGAACGAACGAAUCUUCAAAAUGUUCCGUUUCAGAAACCCUCAAAUAAAAAUAUAAGAUAUUCAGGCCAUUAUGUUCAAAAACCGGUGUCACAGUUGACGCAUACAUCAUCUGAUAGCCGCAACAAGCAUCGCGAUCGUGUGAUCGAUCGUCGACCAAAAAAUCACAGAUAUGACUAUGAUAAUUAUGAUAACACUUAUGAUCAGUCCAGCAACAAACAGGAACAGAAUUAUAUAAACAAUUAUAGAAACGAUCAUAAUCAAUCGAGCUCUUAUCAGAAUAAAGAUUUUAUUGUUGUAUCGCAGACUCCUCGAUCUUACAAUUAUGAAUACUCUACUUACGAAUUAGAUAAGGCACAGCAGAUGCAACAAGAUACAAUUACUCCAGAUGACGGCAAUUUUGGAAAUAAACAAUAUAAAAAAUGA